Molecule: messenger RNA, 1179 nt
Organism: Merops nubicus (carmine bee-eater)
Lineage: Eukaryota; Metazoa; Chordata; Aves; Coraciiformes; Meropidae
Gene: WDR86
Product: WD repeat domain 86
Exons: 6
Molecular function (GO): protein binding
Source: RefSeq, a predicted model, not a curated record
GCCGUCAAGGUCUGCACGGAUCACCAAGGCGGCAUCAACUGGCUGAGCCUGAGCCCGGACGGGCAGCGCCUGCUGACGGGCAGCGAGGAUGGCACCGCGCGGCUCUGGAGCACCGCCGACAGCCAGUGCCACGGCCACCUCCAAGGACAUGAAAGUUACAUCACCUUUUGCCACUUGGAGAACGAGGCUGCCUUCACGUGCAGUGCAGAUCACACCAUUCGGAAGUGGGACGUGGUGACAGGUCAGUGCCUGGCCAUUUACCGAGGACACACGUCAAUUGUCAACAGGAUCCUGGUUGCCAAGGACUAUCUCUUCAGUGGCUCCUAUGACAGGACGGCCCGCUGCUGGAGCGUGGACAAGGAGAAGCAAAUCCAGGAAUUCCGGGGCCAUCGGAACUGUGUCCUGACUCUAGCUCACUAUUCCUCCAGGGACGUUCUUGAGGAAGAGGAGGAGGAAGAGGAGGAGGAGGAGAAAGUGAGCAGAGACCUCCUGGUCACAGGUAGCACGGACUGCACUGUUAAGGUCUGGUGGGUGUCCAGUGGGCGCUGUUACCAGACUCUGCUGGGACACACUGGGGCUGUCUUAUGCCUUAUACUUGACGCACCAAACAGGGAGCUGUUCUCUGGCAGCACGGAUUACACCAUUCGCACCUGGAAUAUUGUCACUGGUGAGCAGCUGAAAGUGUUCAAAGAGCAUCAAGGAUCAGUAAUUUGCCUAGAGCUGGUGAACCGUCACUUGUACUCGGGCAGCGCGGACAGGACGGUGAAGUGCUGGCUGGUGGACACGGGGGAGCGGAUCCAGACCUACAAGGCUCACAAACACAGCGUCAGCACUUUGAAAUACCACGCUGGGAUCUUGUUCACGGGAAGCGGCGACGCCUGCGCCAGAGCUUUCAACUCCAAGAGUGGUGUCCUGCAGAGGAUCUUCCGAGGACACAAGUUCAUCAUCAACUGCAUCCAGAUCCACAACGAGUUGCUCUACACAGCCUCCCACGACGGCACACUGAGGGUCUGGGACAUCCGGGGCAUGUGCAAGAGGAACAAGCGGCGACUGAAGAAGGAGAGGUCUGCCCAGGGCAGGAGCUCCCAGAAGGGAAGUCUGUCCCGGCUCUUCAACAACAGAGUCGGCUGUAUGGUACAGCAGGAGAACGGGGAGCACGAGGCUGUGGAGCUCAUGUGA